AUGAAGUCCUUUAUCUUCGCCGCGUGCCUCGCCGCCCUCAACUCCGGAUUCGCUCUUGGGAUGCCACAGCGAGACGAAGCUGGAACUAUGACCAAGCUUAGCUCCAGCCUCGACGACGCAGUCCACGACUGGGCCAAAGAUGGCGUGGAGGACUACUACGCCAUCGAGGUCGUCGACGGCGGCAAGAAGGUCUUACCCGUGGACGAGCAGUUCAAGGAGGUCGGCAACAAGGUCAAGGUCUCGGGUCUGAACACGGACGACAAGGAAAAGGUGCAGGGAUGGUUCGAGGAGCAGUUGCAGGCCAAUACAGAGGCCGGGGACAAGAGGGCUGCGGGGAGCAUCUUCGCGGCCCGAUCGUGCCCAGAGCACACUUAUCGUUGCACAUUUGACUGGGAGUGCGUUGGAACCGGCAGCACGAACUGCCAGGGCGCGUAUACGUGGAAGAAUCCAGCAGAUGGAAAGACCUAUAUGGUUGCUGGGCAUUGCUACUAG
Molecule: messenger RNA, 492 nt
Organism: Anthostomella pinea
Lineage: Eukaryota; Fungi; Ascomycota; Sordariomycetes; Xylariales; Xylariaceae
Source: the annotation of a GenBank genome assembly